UUGGUGGACACGGAGCGGGUGGACUUCAUCGCCGCCGCCCUGGCCUCCGAGGGGGAGUCCGCCGAGGAACACCGGGCCCUGAUGGUGCAGGAACGGUCCACCCGGGUGCCCAUGGGCCGCAUUGCCCAGGGCGACGACAUCGCCAAUAUGGCCGCAUUCCUGUCGUCCUCAGAGUCGGACUACAUGACCGGCCUCUCCAUCAGCGUGUCCGGCGGCUCGGAAAUGAACUAA
This is a messenger RNA of Geodia barretti, 231 nucleotides long. The record is from the annotation of a GenBank genome assembly. Lineage: Eukaryota; Metazoa; Porifera; Demospongiae; Tetractinellida; Geodiidae.